Messenger RNA from Solea senegalensis (Senegalese sole), 1400 nucleotides. RefSeq lists its product as uncharacterized. The coding region runs from base 125 to 1309 and encodes 394 amino acids. NCBI's taxonomy places the organism in Eukaryota, Metazoa, Chordata, Actinopteri, Pleuronectiformes, Soleidae. The record is from RefSeq and is a predicted model, not a curated record. The transcript has 5 exons.
UAGUUGUGUAUAUAGUUCUGUUAUCAGACACACUGGUGGUUGGAGGAGAGUGUAUAAAUACUGGACUCACUGUGAAGGUCAGCACUAACCUGCACACAACUACAAACCAGAAAGAUCCAGAGACAUGGCGAUGUUUGGGAAGGUUCUGGAGCCCGUGGGCUACAUUCAAACUGUGAGGGUCCUUGUUCAGGGCAUUUGCUCUUAUCUGAGUGGCAGCGCCACAGUGGAGGAGACUGACGUGGCCAAGAAGAACCUGGACCACAUCGACCAGGAGCUGGGAGCCACAGGUCAGGGUCUGCUGGAGGACAACGAGGUCCACCGGCUGGAGGACGACCUGGCUGUGGUCUACUACCAGCUGGGCACAGCGGUGAGGGCCCAGUCAGACUUCACCAAGAAGGAGACAGAGGUUUUCCUGCAGUACGUGCAGGAUUACCGUCUGGAGAGGCAGCUGACGGCGCUCUACAACCGUCUGAUGGGUGUGUCUGCGCUGAGCGACCGGCGCACCCUGCUGGAGGAGCUCAUACUGACCCGCAAGCCCAAACGCUGGGAGCUGAGGGAGUUCUGCGUCAAGGUAAACUUCGUCCUGGGCACCGGUCUGCUGUGUCUCUUCACACAGGCCGCUCUAAGUGGCAGAGAUCAGGCUCUGCUGAUGAAGACCUGGUCCGACCGCAUGGGGGCCCUCUACAGGAAGAUGAAGAACAUGGGAGGCCGCUGCUUGGGAUACUUUUUGGAGCAGGCAGAACAGGACAUCCGGCAAGAGCUCCACGAAGCCGUGCACAACCGCGCACCACCUGAGGAGGCGGCAUCGAGCAUCCUGAAGACCCUGGAGAAGAACUACGAUUGGCUGCGCUGGGCGGUGAUGCUCCACCCAGCCGUGGGGCCCUUGGAGGACGAGCAUGAAGGGGAGGUGCAGGAAGCAAAAGAAGGCGAUGUACCUGAAGACCAGCCAUCUGACAACUUGCUAUCAGUGGCAUCUGAAUCGCCGAUCCCUCAUGUGGUGGUGUGCCACCGCGACACACCGUCAUCCCUGGACAAGAGCCGCAUCCACCAGCUCAUCGUGGAUCUGGAGUGGAAGAUCCCCAACCCGCCACCUGAGGUGUACGCCUCCAUCGAGGAGGAUCCAGGCAGAGCGCGCCGCUACCUGGCGUCACGUAUGCUGAAGAAGCUGCAGGAGGGUCUGGGAUCCGGCGUGGCCGUCCACGUGGUGCCGGGCAGGAUGGAGAUGAGGUGCAACUUCCCAUCAGCCUCCUACUACAUCUACGAGUACAAACACCGGCUGGCCUCGGGAACCGUGUGCGUGUUCGGAUGAAAGGGGAAAAGGUCUCCCUGAUGUUUUCACACUUGCAUUAACUUGUCUUGUGUAAUAUCGCUUCAAAAAUAAACGUCUCCCUAGAAAAUGA